UAACCCCCGCUCCCCCCGCUCCCCCCCCUCCAACCCCAUUUUACCCCUACGGAGGACGAGGAGGAGGCCGCAAGGGAAAAGGCCCUAGCCGACGUCGACCCGCGCACACAGGCAAUGGCUCGUGACAUGGAGGCUAGACGUGAGCUGGCGAUGGUUGGGAGAGUGAUGUCGGUGACUGCGGGAGCAGGAGUGCAUGGCUUUCGGGAGGACACGCAUGACAUGGACGCAGAGGAUGCCAUGCUGGCGGGCGCAAGUGCCAUUGCGCACAUGCAGACAUUGGAGUCUCACGGGUUAACUGAGGAGGCAGGUGGCGAUACGUCGCAUGCAGUUAUAGAGAGAGAGUGUGAGACACACGGGUCCGAUAUUGUCAGCGCAUUCAUCGCGGCGGAGGCACGUCAUGGAGACUCGGCCUGCGUUGCAGGGGCACAGGAGGGAGAGGCGAGUGGUGAGAAAUUUAAUGACUUUACGGUGGCAGAGCCUGAUGCUGCUUGGGCUAUCCCUGCAGAGGUGGUGCAUUGUAGAGACACGGAGGUACGGCCAGGAGACGCAGAGGAUGAAGUGGCAGACGCGACUCACGCGAGUCUUGCGCCAUGGGGGGAGAGGCAUUCCUGAUUCACGCGGAGGUAGAGGAGGACGCAUGUCAGGAGCCUCACGAGGACCCAUGCGUGUGUACGACUAUACCUGGUUCAGGCGUGGAGGAGGGAGUGCGUGUUAUGGCAUCCAUCGCACCGACCGGUGGAGGGAUGGAGUCGAUCACUUGUUCUCGAGAGUUUGAGGUCUCAGCGGCCAUUCAGGGGGACAGACCGAGGGCCGCACAUCGUUCAUUGCAUGGGUCGACAUUGCAAUCAAACAUCGACCACCGC
Molecule: messenger RNA, 863 nt
Organism: Chara braunii
Lineage: Eukaryota; Viridiplantae; Streptophyta; Charophyceae; Charales; Characeae
Source: the annotation of a GenBank genome assembly